AUGUCCCAACUAUUCGACCCGCUUGGACUCCUAGGACCUGUGGUGGUCAGUGCUAAAAUGUUCAUCCAAUCUCUCUGGGCAGCACAUAUGUCGUGGGACUCUGAGCUUGCGAAAGAAGCAGCCGUAUGGUGGAAGAAGUAUCGUGCAGACAUUAAGGAGCUCAUCCCGCUGCAGGUUCCAAGAAGGGUCCUGUGGAACAAGGAUACAGGACGCCAGUACUCAGUACACUGCUUCUGCGAUGCCUCGCAGAAGGGAUUCGGAUGCUGCGUGUACAUCGUAUCUUUGGAUGAGUAUGGCCAGCUUCAUUCACACCUGCUCACGUCGAAAUCUCGCGUCGCACCUCUUCGUGGACAGUCAAUUCCACGCUUGGAGCUCCGCGCAGCCCUUCUCGGGAGUCAACUGGUCCACUGCUUACGAACUAACACCAACAUCACUGGACCAGUCACAUUUUGGACCGACUCUACUAUCGCACUUCACUGGAUCAAAUCCAGAUCGAAUUCCUGGAAAGUCUUCGUAUCGAAUCGGGUCGCAGAAAUCCAACGCUUAACGAAGGAUGCGCAGUGGAUGCACGUACCAACCGAUCUAAAUCCUGCCGACUAUAUCUCCCGAGGAUUACUUGCAAGCCAGGUCAUCUACGACAAGCUGUGGUGGCAUGGGCCAGAGUAUCUCACAUUCCCCGUCGAGCAAUGGCCAAAGUGUCCGAUUUCGAUGCCGAAUAAAACGGAAUUGGUGGAGGAGAUGCGUGUGCUUAUUUCCCUACAUCUACUACAAGACAACGGAACCAUCUUUAGUGCAUUCUCGGAGUUAGCCAAGCUAACGCGCUUCGUCGCGUACUGCUUUCGGUUUCGGAACAACUGCAAGCUUCCGAAAGAUCAACGCGUGUUGUCCCCGCUGUCGCCUCAAGAAGUGGACUGUGUGCUGGAAUCAUGA
Molecule: messenger RNA, 930 nt
Organism: Wyeomyia smithii (pitcher-plant mosquito)
Lineage: Eukaryota; Metazoa; Arthropoda; Insecta; Diptera; Culicidae
Exons: 1
Coding region: 1-930 (309 amino acids)
Molecular function (GO): nucleic acid binding
Source: RefSeq, a predicted model, not a curated record